Messenger RNA from Oncorhynchus kisutch (coho salmon), 1813 nucleotides. RefSeq lists its product as uncharacterized. The coding region runs from base 293 to 1216 and encodes 307 amino acids. Lineage: Eukaryota; Metazoa; Chordata; Actinopteri; Salmoniformes; Salmonidae. The transcript is spliced from 11 exons. The record is from RefSeq and is a predicted model, not a curated record.
GGACUCAUAGACAGCAGCUUUGAGAUGGGUUUCAACAAUAACAUUGAGUUGCUUGAGAAUUCAUGUAGUAAAAACCAGAUACAGACUACAGUAACCUGCUGUUCCUGGCUGUGGUCAGCCAUUUUGGGGCGAAGCUGCACCGGCCCAGGUUCAUUGCUAUGGGCUGUUUCCUCAUGGCUGUAGGAUCCUUCCUCACAGGCCUGCCACACUUCUUCAUGGGACGGGCUAUCAGGAGAGCUACCCAAUCCCAGAGGGCCAUCGUGGCUUCAUCAGUGAUGCCAGACUUCUGCAGAUGCAGAGAGCUGAGAGAGAGACCAUGGAAGCAAAGCAAAGAAAGAUAAGUGCUAUCCAUGAGAAUUAUGUCCGGACUGCUCUCAUCGGGGUUGGCAGCACCUUCGCGCACCACUUCGUCCCCUCUAUUCAGUGCAUUCUGUGGCCGAAAGCUCCACCGAGGCCUUUGCCACGAAGGCUUGAGCACAUAGCUCUGGCCCCACUGAAGAACGUGGUGGGGGUGGAUGGAGCCCAAGUUCGACCCGGAUCUCACUCUCUGGAGUCCAUCCAGGUAAAUAAGUCAUUCAGCAGCAGUAGCGUGUGGCCUGUUCCCGUCCCUCCCACUGGAGCUCCCUCCAAGAGGGGCAAGAAGAAGAAGGGCAGGCGGGGAGUCAAAGCCCUGAAAGUCCAGUCGGAUCAGGGCUGUGCUGACAACAACGGACCCAUUGACCUGAUGGAGGAGGUGAGGGACAUCGAGCCUCACCUGAAGGAGGAGGCCUGGAAGGUGGUACAUGAGGUGAAGGCCAUGGGCAGGAGAAGUUUGGGCCCGGCCUUGUCCAUGGGGGAAAUAGCCACCAGCUCUCUGGGAAGCCUGAGCUCAGUGGAUAUGAACACCCCUGCGGAGCUCCGUGACUACUUGGAUGUUGGGACCCCGGUCAAGUUGCGUGACAGCCCACCCAGGCCUGCUCCCCCUCCUACCAAGCCCAGGAGCAAACAGCCUCGGCCUAUAAGGUUCCUUAGCCUGCCAAAGGCUGCCACCGGCUCAGACAAUAAGGCAGCCAGUGAGCCAAAGGGCCAAAUAAAGAACCAGGCCAGAUUGCAGCCCCUGUCCAACCCAGAGCAGGCCCUGACUAAGACCUUCAAGCUGCUCCACUCUCCCUCUGAUGACUGGGAGAAGAAGAUCGAGGGCUUGACCAUGUGGCUCAGAACCACAUGGACAUACUGAUGCCUAAACUCCAUGAUAUCUGCCUUGCCAUUAUAAAUGAGGUGAAGAACCUGCGCUCUGCAGUGUCUUGAGCUGACAGUGAGGUGGAGGGGACGGCACGCAUGCUGCUGCACAAAGCCAGCGAGGCUUUCACUGACCGUUUCUUGAUUGCCGUCAGUAAACUGGCUGUGGACCCUUCACAGGAAGUCAGGUUGUUUUGCCUAUUGAUGGCAGCUGUGGGCAUACAAGCACAACAGACACCUUCUAUAAAUGACCUCAACGCUGAAUGCCUUGGUAACGUUAUUCGUUUGAGUGUCGCUCCUCUUUUUGAAGAUGUUGAUGCUGUCUUCAAUGACACACAAAUCAUAAACCUGACGCCUGGCCUUGCUACUCAGUGUGGAUUCAGCUUUAAAUUUGACCCCAUGGGGAAUGCCAUGUUUUUUGCUUCUCUUCAAAACUGCUUUUCCCAAAACAUGGAUGAUAAGAUGUUCAGCUUGGUCAUGCAGUUCAGGCUGCCAGGAAACCACAUGACUGAAGACCCUGUUUAUAGAGUUGGCAAAACCUGUAGCUACACCCCCUGGACCUCCCGAGAGAUUCUGUGCGACCGCAACUACAUGG